CAGUCGCAGACCAAAAUCGCACAUCUAAUGGCAGCGACCGCCCGCCAUCGCCUUCAAUAAACAAACAAACAAACAUUAAUUUUUAUAGUUGUUUUGAAUAAAACAUGCCUGCCGAUUCUAAUAUUGUAGCGGUGGAGGAGAAGAAAGAGGACGGCUUGUUUCAAAGUCUCACGGAGAGAUCGAAACAUGAAGAUUUCAUUAGGCGGGCGGUUGAUCUGCUUGUAGAAAGAGUGGUGUUUGGUAGAGCUUCGAGGACCUCGAAAGUUGUGGAGUGGUCGGCGCCUGAAGAUAUCAAGCAAGCAAUAGAUUUGAAAGUUCGAGAUGGACCAGCAUCCCAUGAAGAGCUUCUGGCGUUUAUGGCAGACGUUGCACGCUAUUCAGUGAACACCGCGCACCCUUACUUUGUCAACCAGCUGUUCUCUUCUGUUGAUCCUUAUGGUCUCAUUGGUCAAUGGCUCACAGACGCUUUGAAUCCCAGUGUCUACACCUUCGAAGUAGCUCCUGUCUUUACUUUGAUGGAAGAGGAGGUUCUUCGCGAAAUGCGUUCGAUCGUUGGUUGGGCGGACGGUGAGGGCGAUGGGAUAUUCUGCCCUGGAGGAUCUAUUGCUAACGGAUACGCCAUUAGUUGUGCUCGGUCCUACUUUUAUCCAGAGAUUAAGAAUAAAGGUGUAUAUGCAGUUCCGAAGUUAGUGAUCUUCACAUCAGAAUUAGCUCACUACUCUACAAAAAAGAUGGCCGUCUUUAUGGGUAUUGGUAGUGAUAACUGUAUUCUUGUAAAAGCUGAUGAAAACGGCAGAAUGGAUGUAAACGACUUAGAAAGAAAGAUUAACGAAGCUAUAGAAGCUGGAGCAACACCAUUCUUGGUUACUUCUACAUCUGGUACAACUGUAUAUGGGGCCUUUGACCCCAUUGUACCCAUAUCUAAUAUAUGUAAGAAAUAUAAUCUUUGGCUACACGUCGAUGCAGCGUGGGGAGGUGGUGCAUUAAUGUCGAGGAAACAUAGGAAUUUAUUAAAUGGAAUUGAGUUAGCGGACUCAGUGACGUGGAAUCCACAUAAACUGUUGGCUGCACCACAACAAUGCUCUACUUUCUUACUCAAACACAAGAACGUUCUUAAAGAAGCACAUUCUUCGAACGCACAGUAUCUCUUCCAAAAAGACAAAUUUUAUGAUACAUCCUAUGACACCGGUGAUAAACAUAUUCAAUGCGGUCGUAGAGCUGAUGUUUUGAAAUUUUGGUUCAUGUGGAAAGCGAAAGGAAGCGAAGGUUUUGAAAAACAUGUCGAGAAACUAUUCGAUAACGCUAACUACUUCCUCGAACAUAUCAGACAGAGGGAAGGCUUUCGUCUGGUUAUUCCGAAGCCAGAAUGCACGAACAUUAUGUUCUGGUAUAUUCCAAAGUGUCUCCGAAGUUGCGAGAACGAGCCGAAUUAUUAUGAAAGGUUACAUAAAGUUGCGCCCAAAAUAAAGGAACGAAUGAUAAAGGAAGGUAGUAUGAUGGUCACGUAUCAGCCGCAAGGUAACCUAGUAAACUUUUUCCGCAUUGUUUUUCAAAAUUCAGCGCUCGAUCACAAAGAUAUGAUAUACUUUGCAAACGAGUUCGAAAGGCUCGGAUCGGAUAUAGUUGUUUAGAUGAUGAAUACUUUAAUUGGAAAACUGCAUAACCUUGUAGACAUAUUUAAUGCGAUUUCAUCAUAUACCUACUACGUAUACUAGCCUGUGAUUUUUAUUUAUGCAUUAGCUUUAUAUUCGUUAGAAAUAUUUGAUGUUAUUAAAUAAUCUAGUGUUAUAUUAUGAGAAAUAUAAAUAAAUGAUGUAUAUAAAUUGUUA
Bicyclus anynana (squinting bush brown) is the source of this 1829-nucleotide messenger RNA. It is a transcript of the gene black, whose product is annotated as cysteine sulfinic acid decarboxylase. Lineage: Eukaryota; Metazoa; Arthropoda; Insecta; Lepidoptera; Nymphalidae. The transcript has 4 exons. The coding region runs from base 105 to 1631 and encodes 508 amino acids. The record is from RefSeq and is a predicted model, not a curated record. Gene Ontology annotation, cellular component: cytoplasm. Gene Ontology annotation, biological process: carboxylic acid metabolic process. Gene Ontology annotation, molecular function: pyridoxal phosphate binding; carboxy-lyase activity.